CAAACUUGUAACCAAACUGAUCGUAUGGUUGCACUCCUUCCGUCUCACUGCAUACUAGACGCCUGCUGCACCUGCCAUGUAAUACCUCGCCUUACCUAAGAGAAAACAUUGGAUGUGUCGCACAGAAAGAUGGAUGUGCUUUCCAGGCCAGCCUCAGGUCCAAUUCUGUGGCAGUUGCUCAGAUCCAAGACCCCCCAGAUUUCAGGGGGCGUUCCGUCCCCAUCUAAAAGGGCCAUGGAUUAAAAUAGCUAGCCAAGUUACCAGGAUGGGCCAAGACUCUUGAUCUUCUCUUUAACAGUUUAACGCAUCUUCAUUCGGCGCGCUUCACACACCUAGCAUCUCCUAGUAUCCAACUGCAUACCUGCACACGUAGGGACGCAGCCCCUUAGUUCUAAGUCUCGGCGCAUCCUUAUUUAUUCCUUAUUUCUUAUUCCUUAUUCUAAUAUCUCCAAUUCUUUACCAAUUCCUCCAAUGCUUCCUAUAUAGUAGGUUAUCGUCGAGAACCUCAUGAGCCUCUCUCUUUGUUCCGAACUACUUCACCGAGACCGGGGUUGAAGGAGAUCACUGUCGUUUGUCUCGAGAAUGUCAUGGUCUCUCUAGAGUCAACCUAACUUCUCUCUUUUUUUCCUUUAUGUGCAAGCAUUUUAUUAGUCGUAUAGCACAUUCUUUUUCCUAGAUGCUUCUUAGAUACCGCCGCUUCAGGCGUAACUAUUUGCGCCCGAUACUCCUCGUCCUAUUCUUCCUCUUCACCAUCGAUGCCAUACUCCUCGUGCGCCAUCGUCCCAACACCUACCGAGCGAACCUAAACGACAUUGACCGACGAUCCCCGUCUUCUCCGUCGGGAAACACCACCGUCUUCAUCGCAUCGGUACAUCGGAACACGGAACUUAUACAGAGGUCAGCAUGGAACAAGGCCGUCCUAGCUCUAGUCGACUACUUGGGUCCAGAGAAUGUCCACCUGUCGGCCGUUGAAUCGGGUUCGCAGGAGGGAACGAAAGAGGCGUUGAUGGAUUUGAAAGCGGCGCUCGACGAGAGAUCUGCUUCGAAUACGAUCAGCUUGGGAUUAACGGUCUGGGAGCAGUUGGAAGAAAUUGAUGCGAGGCCACCGCCCGGUUCGCGGGAGCCCGGAUGGAUCUGGAAUGUUGCCGAAAGUCAAUUCGAGUUGCGCCGCAUACCUUACCUUGCCAAGGUUCGCAACCAGGCCAUGGAACCGCUCAAACAGCUGCAGAGUGAGGGGAGAAAGUUUGACAAGGUCCUUUGGCUGAAUGAUGUCGUAUUUGACACCGAGGACAUUGUCACAUUAUUCAACACUCGCGACAAUAACUACGCAGCCGCUUGCUCCAUGGACUACAAGGUAUCACCUCUGUACUACGACACAUUUGCUCUUCGAGAUGACAUGGGUCUUAAGACGAUAUCCCUUUACUGGCCGUGGUUCCAAUCUCCUACCUCGAGGGCCUCUGCCGAGCGCAAUGCGCCCAUUCGCGUAAAAUCGUGUUGGAACGGGAUCGUAGCGUUCGACUCAGCGCCUUUCUAUGCCAACCCGCCGCUAGAGUUCCGCGGUAUCGACGACACCCUAGCGGAUUUACACUUGGAGGGUUCGGAAUGCUGUCUGAUACAUGCAGACAACUACCUAACAUCCGAGAAGGGCGUAUGGUUAAAUCCAAAUGUUCGCGUCGCUUAUGGCGUGAAAGCAUAUUAUCAGGUCCGGACGAACCGGUUUCCCAACCCGUUCUGGACAGUGGUGGGCGCGUGGGUCAACCGGCUAUACAGCUGGCACGUCGGCAUACAGAGCCGGCUUGAGAACCGGGUAGUUCGGAGUAGGAUGGAACAAUGGCAGCUCGAAACGCCGGACGGGGACCUGCCACGAUACGAGCCCGGAGAGGCAUGUCUCAUCAACGAGAUGCAAAUAAUGUGGUCGAAUGGAUGGAAACACUUGUAAAAUACGUUCCUGGCAUAGAUAAAAAGGAAUUGGCUAGAAGGAAAAGGUUUUUUUGUAAUAUACCCAAAAGUCUGAGCAUUGCAUCGAUCUUGAUUUUGCCCCACUUCGAACUCACAGCUUGAAUACAAAUCAACCAC
Molecule: messenger RNA, 2076 nt
Organism: Annulohypoxylon truncatum
Lineage: Eukaryota; Fungi; Ascomycota; Sordariomycetes; Xylariales; Hypoxylaceae
Product: glycosyltransferase family 69 protein
Exons: 2
Coding region: 677-1939 (420 amino acids)
Source: RefSeq, a predicted model, not a curated record